This is a messenger RNA of Ruditapes philippinarum (Manila clam), 5973 nucleotides long. Its product is annotated as mitogen-activated protein kinase 1-like. Gene Ontology annotation, biological process: intracellular signal transduction; protein phosphorylation. The transcript is spliced from 9 exons. Lineage: Eukaryota; Metazoa; Mollusca; Bivalvia; Venerida; Veneridae. Gene Ontology annotation, molecular function: ATP binding; MAP kinase activity. Gene Ontology annotation, cellular component: nucleus; cytoplasm. The record is from RefSeq and is a predicted model, not a curated record. Bases 45 to 1136 code for a protein of 363 amino acids.
UAUGUCUGGAGUCACGUGACCAAACUUGACUAUCAACAAGCAAGAUGGCGGCUGAAGUUAGGAAUCCUAACCAGGAGCUGGUGAAAGAUAAUAUAUUUGAAAUAGGACCACGUUAUACCAAUUUACAGUAUGUUGGAGAGGGUGCUUAUGGAAUGGUUGUUUCGGCUAUUGACAAUGUAACAAAGCAAAAAGUUGCUGUGAAAAAGAUAUCACCAUUUGAACAUCAAACCUACUGCCAGCGAACACUGAGAGAGAUUAAGAUUCUCACAAGAUUCAAACAUGAAAAUAUUAUCAACAUUCAAGAUAUUAUUAAAGCCAAUUCUUUAGAAGAAAUGAAAGAUGUAUAUAUUGUACAAUGUUUGAUGGAGACGGACAUGUACAAACUGUUGAAGACACAAAAACUUAGUAAUGACCAUGUUUGCUAUUUUCUGUACCAGAUUCUUCGAGGGCUCAAAUACAUUCACUCUGCUAACGUUCUACACAGAGAUCUCAAGCCCAGUAAUUUACUUCUCAACACGACUUGCGAUCUCAAGAUUUGUGAUUUUGGUUUGGCAAGAGUUGCAGACCCUGAUCAUGACCACACUGGUUUCCUGACAGAGUAUGUAGCGACACGUUGGUACCGGGCACCAGAGAUCAUGCUGAACUCUAAGGGGUAUACAAAGUCAAUAGAUGUGUGGUCUGUAGGCUGUAUUCUAGCUGAGAUGCUCUCUAACAGGCCUCUGUUCCCGGGCAAGCAUUAUUUAGACCAACUGAACCAUAUAUUAGGUGUGAUAGGAUCACCUAGUCAGGAAGAUCUGAACUGUAUAAUUAAUGAGAAGGCACGUGGUUACAUCCAGUCUCUACCAUAUAAAGGAAAGACAGCAUGGUCAAGAUUGUUCCCUCAAGUUAAACCUGAUGCUAUAGAUUUGCUGGAUAAAAUGUUGACAUUCAACCCACAUAAGAGAAUUACGGUAGAGGAAGCCCUGGCCCACCCGUAUCUCAAUCAAUACUAUGACCCGGCUGAUGAGCCUGUGGCUGAACAGCCAUUUACAUUUGAGAUGGAACUUGAUGAUUUACCAAAGGAACGUCUGAAGGAAAUGAUUUAUGAAGAAAUAGAAGCAUUAACGGAGAGAAAUAAACAAGCUUGCAUAUCGUAGACGGUGUCUUCAUUGUAUACCAUCACAGCAUGUGUAACGCAGUGUACGUCAACAUCUCCCAUUCUAUACAUAUCUCUAUCUCUUAGCCAACCACAGCCAGUGAAAAAAUAACGCAUAUUUUAUAGUGCUGAAAACACUUCUCUAUACUUGCCUUCAACUGAUUUUGGGGAACCAGAGAUAUGUUGUUGGCAUCAUUUCAUUCAAGAUAAAGACAUUUCAACAGUUAAAUCUGAUUAGCAAGAGAUCAACAGAUCCUAUGUUUGUUAGAAAGUUAGACAAUUUUGUUUUUGCCCUCGACAUUUUAUACUUUGUAUUAUUAUGUCAUUUAUGUGUGCAUGUUAAGAUGAGGUAAAAUGCUAUAUUUAUAUAACGAUGUUAAUGAAAAUCCUUGUGCUACAGUAUCUAAUAGUUUAAAAGGCGACAUCUAAGAGUGUCACAUUGAUAUAGAUGUGUAUGAUAGAUUGUUCAGCCAUACUCUAUUAGAUAGUGAAGUAUCAUUACAUCGGCACUGUGCUGUGUGAAAUACUCUACAUUCCAUUUCACUGCACUAUUACAAAAUAAAGAGCACUGUAGCAUACUAUCCUCCAAAAAGAAGAAAAAUGUAAUUAUUUUUAUAUGUGUUUGUGUACUAAUGAAGUGCAAUAAUUUUUCCUGUUUUGAAGAACUUUAGGACAAAAAAAAAUUGAAAUAGGAUAACAUAAUUGAUAAGUAUGUCAAAUGAUCAUAUUCGAUAUUGAAACAUGGGCUUAUAAUAUUGAGAUAAAAUCACUACUCUAAGGGUAGAAAAUUCAAAUUUUGCAUUAUUUAUGAUUUGCGUUACUUACACAUCAAGAAUUUAUUUCCAGUGUUUAUUAUUGACAAACUGUCUACUGGUCUUAUCAGUCCUUGCCAAUGAAAUUGUUAAUUUUUAGUUUACUUUCUAAAUAAAAACUUUUUUUUUUUUGCAUAGACAGAAAUCCUCUAAAUGAUUUGAGCCCAUGUAUUUGAUAAUUUUUGCACAGGAAAAAAUAUUAUAACAUUUGAUUUUAGAAAAGAUUUCAUAUCAGAGGCAAAAUCUCAGAAAGAAAAAUGUUAAUAAUACUUAUCAGAUUUCUUGUUUAAAGAUAAAUGAAAUUAAUAUAUACCCUUUGUCUUGUCUAUAUAUCACAGAGAUUUAGCGUAUUUACUUGCAAAUAAGACAUAUUUUUCCUCCUUCAAUUUAGAGCAUUGAUAUGGUACACCUCGCCUUAUAAAUGAAUCUAAAAAAUAGGAGAAAUGAAAAAAAUGCAAAUAUUUGUGUUUAUCUUACGCUUUUUGGCAAGAUAGAAAAGUAUAUCAGAAAGAUAAGAAGUUAUAUUUCACUGCUUGAAACUGAGUGAAGUAAUUUUCGUUCCCUGUCCAUACAUAGAAAUAUAUAGCAAAGUAAAAUGUACGCUGGAUCAAGAUUUUCUUGAUUGUCUCUGUAACCAUAUUUCUUGAAAUAAAAAUUCUUUUGAUAAUUUCACUGUCACUUCGGACACUCUUUAAAAAAUAUUGUUAAAAAUCUCACUUCAUAGUGAGAUAUAUUUUUCAAAUUCACUUCAUAACAAACAACUACCAUCUAUAUCAUGACGGACUUUGAUGAUGUACCGUCUUAUGGGCAAGUAGAUAUGAUAUGUCAUAGAUUACAUCUAGCUUAAUGGAAUAGAGGCUUGGAGCAUUGCACAUAUAAGAUUCACUUUAGUUUACUUGCAUUAGAAGGCAAUCUGCUCAUACACUGUUGUUUAUUUUUGUUCAUUGAUGCUUUCAUUGUUUAUAAAGCAUGAUAUCUUUGUUAGUUUAUAUUAUUUUUGUUGACUUUAUAUAGGUAUCCAUGAGGUACAUGGACUAUAUACAUGAUAUUUGACAUUAUUUUGUUAUACCUAAUAUUUUGUAUACAUGCACUUUAUACUAACUUACUGAUUGACUCAUUUUACAUGUUUAAUUGACUGUUAUUAAGUAUGUUGAUAGCACUAUUUUUAAUAUUUACACAAAAUAACCAACUUAACUAGAGCACAAUCAAUUAAAUGAUAAAUGAUUGACAAGUAAGUAAACACGAUAAUUCUGACAUUUCCUGUAAACAUAUUAGAUACAUUACAGUGAUCACAACACUUAAUUUUCUGUGGUCAUAUAAGAUAUAUUAGUGAUCAUGAUACUGAUAAACACGUGGUUAUGUAGAUAUGAUCACUAUACUAAUAUUUCAAUGAUCACAAUACUUACAUUUAAAUGAUCACAUUGACUAUAUCAUAGUGAUCACAAUACUUACAUUUAAAUGAUCACUUUGACUAUAUCAUAGUGAUCACAAUACUUACAUUUAAAUGAUCACUUUGGCUAUGUCACAGUGGUAAGAAAUAUGUACGUUCUUAUCAUCUCAUUGUUUGGAUAGGAUUGAUCACAAUUCACUGAUCACAUUGGUUAUGUCAUAGUGAUCACAUUGGUUACAAUUUAAGUGAUCAUUGCUGCAAGCUUGCUGGUCUUAAUUUCAAUUUCAUUACUUCACAGAGAUCACAUUUGUUGAAAAACAGGCUAAAAGGUAAUAUAUUGUUUGAAUUGCCAGCACUUGAAAUAAUGAUGCCAUUCCUGUUCUGGUAUUUUACCAUAUUACAAGUGAUUGCAGGAUAGUGAUGUCAUAGGUUGCGUCAUAGUGACCACAAUGUUAGAUAACAGUAAGCACAUUGUUUACAUGACAAUUGAAUUCAUAGGUGGUGACACCACAUUUACUUUCCUAAGUUACCACAUUCGGUAUUGAACAUUACAGUUACCACAUUGGGUAUAGUACAUUACACUUACCACAAAUGGUAAAAUAGAUUACAGUUACCAUAUUAGGUAUAGUACAUUAUAGUUACCACAUUGGAUGUAAUAAAUUACAGUUACCACAUAUGGUAGAAUACAUUACAGCUACCAUAUUUGGUAAAGUAUAUUGUAUUCACCACAUUUGUUAAAGUACAUUACAGUUACCACAUAAUUAUUAUCAAUAUUAUUAUUAUUAUACAUGUUACUAAUAUUAUACAGUAAAUAUCAUACAUUGUAUAUUUAGGAUGCUGAACAAACCUUGAUGUAACUGUCAUUUUGAAAAUAUUUUUUAUUUGAUAAUAAAUUAGAAAAACAUGUUUUUACCCGAUGAAUAGUGAGGUAAACAAAGGUAUAGAGAGAACUUGAUGGUUAUUUUUUUGUAACCCUGUAUAACUAACUAUAAGAAUGUCACACAAAGGUGAUAACAGAAUGACAUGUGAAGUUAUUAUCAGUGUGCUAUAAUUAGCAUGAUAAUGUUAUUGUUAGAGAUGUCUUGUAAAUGUUUACUUAUUUUAAUAUUAUAAAUACUCUCAUCUUAACCUUUAACUUGUUGGAAUUAAAAAUGAUUCACCUUUGUCACUAGUAUAGAGCCAGGCUAUCUGGCACAUCCAUGCAGUCUGGCCAGGCUCUAUACUGUUGGUAGCUUAAGAUUUAAACCUGGGCGAGUCCAUUACACAAAUUCAGCAGGUUAAGUGUUCAGUUACCAAACUUGAGCAUGCCAAGAUUUGUUAUAGUUAAGCAUUUAACUUUUUUUGUAGAUUUUUAAAUGAUUUUUUUAAUGUUUUGUACCAUUUUUUUUCUCUAAUUUAAAGAUAUCUACAGUGUAUUGAUGACGGGUCUCAAUGCUGUUUUUAUUUUUAUUGAUUUCCUUCUUCUAACUAAGCAGAAACUUUGGUAUUAAAAAUUGGUUGCCAAAUUUUAGUGUUGACCUUUGACCUUACAAUCAGCAGCUCAGUGAUUUAUUACUGUGUGCUUUAUAGAUCACUUUUCAUAUUGGGUGCCAAGGACUUGUUUGAUGAAAGACCAAGUUUCAUUUCUUUGUUUUCUUUCUAUUUGCUGAUGUUUAUAAAACUAUGUAAUUAAUAUUAAUUUUUUGGUACUAACAUUGAAUUCAACAAAUAAAAUGAACAAAUUAUAUAAAUCAGUAUCAAAUAAAUGUCUUUGAUAAAAAUAAAAUGAUUGGAAUAUUUUUUUUCUUUUUAGCAUAAACUUUUUGUACAGUUCUUAUUUAGCAAAUGUCAUUUCACCUUUUGCUCUCAAUGUUCAAAAGUUUUUCACAUUUGUGAAUACUUCAAUUCUCCAGAAUUUAAUACUUACCAGGAUAACUCCUUUUAAAUUGUUAUUAUUUACAACUUCUGGUAGUUGGCAUAUUAACCCUUUCUUACUCCAGUGAUUAACUUGGUCUUUCACUAAAUAAGGUUUUUGCUAGCUUUGUUGCCUUAAUUUAUUGAUCUCUUAAGUAAUGACCUUCACCUCCUAAUAUUGACCUCAUUUUUUAUGCUCUCCAACAUUUCUUGGUGUAGCAUUUAGUUGCCAGCUCGUUCUUCCUUUUUGUCACAAGUCACAAUUAUAUACCGUUUCUCAUAACACUGUCAUGAAUUGACUAAUUUCUUACAUAUUUGCUGUGUUUGUACCUUCCUUGAAUUUCUACCCUUGAAAUAGGGGACCAGUUCAAGGUGAAGGUCAAUGAAGCUAGAAAUAGAUUUUUCUUCUACCCCUCAUAGUAGGGCCAUGUUUUAAACUUUGUCAUAGCAACAUUUGGGAACAUCAGUCAGUGUUAAUGAUGUUCUUGUACUGGAAUAUCAUUCUGCAAAAAGAAAAACAACAUUGUUUUUAUUGACUAAACUUUGUGUUUGUAACAAUAGGGCAUGAUGAUUUGUUUCAUAGUUACUUUGAAAAGCAUUAACUGAAGUAAGUGCUGGAAUCAUGAGAAAAAGUGCUGACUACAUCGAUUAUCUGUUAUCACCAUGUUUCAUUUAAUUGUUACUUAAUUGCAUGUUUUCAUUUAGAUUAUUCAUGUAUCAAUUUAUGUUUCACUGUUCCAAAA